ACGGGCGCCGUCGCCUCGGUUGUAGGCGCGGAACGGAGCGGCCGCGCAGCCCCUGCGCCGUGCGGAGCCCCCGGGCCGCGGGUGGGAGCGUCGCGCAGCUCCGCUGCUGCUCGUCGGCUCCGUGCGGGCAGAGCUGCGGCACGGCCACGCUCCGGCACCGCGCUGCUCAGUGCACGGGGUCUGCUUCCCCGCACUAUUCACAACGGCCGCCUCCUGUAGCAGCCCCCACGGCCGCCGUGGGUCGGCUGGGCGCCGAUGCGCGUCCGUGUGCCACUGCGCACAGCCCAGCCCGCUGUCGGGACGGCCCGGCCUCCCUUUGCCAUUGGUCCCGGGCGCUGCGGCACGGGUGAAGCUCCACGCCCACGGGCAUAAGAAGGCGGUCAGCCGCUGGGAUGCAGCCGCAGCGUUGAGCAUCGCCAAGGGAGGACUGUGCUGUGACCAUGUCUGAGCUGGAGAAGGCCAUGAUUGCCAUCAUUGAUGCUUUCCACCAGUACUCCGGGAAGGAAGGAGACAAGCAUAAGCUGAAGAAAUCGGAGCUGAAGGAGCUCAUUAACAAUGAAUUAACUCAUUUCCUUGGUGAGAUCAAAGACCAGGAGACCGUGGACAAAGUCAUGGAGGCACUGGACAGUGAUGGGGAUGCAGAGUGUGACUUCCAGGAGUUCGUGGCCUUCAUUGCCAUGGUUACCUCUGCUUGCCAUGAGUUCUUUGAGCACGAGUGAGCUGGUGAGAAGCAGCUGAGCAGCUCCCACUCACACUGGAGAGAUGCAGAGCGGUACCACUCCUCUUGGGAGAAGACUGGAUGCACCUGGGGGCUCCAUGAAGUUAAGCUUGCGCUACUUAAGCAGCUUAUUAAACUCUGCAGCUUUGUGAGCAGAAAUGCCCAUGCAUCUUGGGAAAGCCUCUUAGACAGCGCCCACCUGGGAUGGCAUGUGUUCGAAUGCCACAUCUCAGGCUCACUCCCUGCUGCUGUGUGCAAGGGACAGGCAGCGGGCUGGAAGCAGGUGGCCGCUGCAAUCCUUUAGGUUGCUGGCAAAGGGAAAAGGAAAAUUCAAGGGGUGAGGCAGGGCGUGAUGCAGAGAGGCUGGUUAUAGAGGCCUGGCUCUGAGCCCAUUGGCCUACACAGAAAGACUCUGUGAUCUCUGUGGGCUCUGACUGCCCCACGCAUGCUACUAACCCUGGAGCAGAGCCCAUGCAGUCCUUGGCAACUUGAGAAACUCCUGGCUUGAAAGGCAAAGCAUAACCAUGUAACAGCCCAGGCUUUUCUCCUGCCUAUGAAUCCUCCUGCUUAUAGCUGUCCGCAGAACUGGAAAUGAAAGCAUAGGAGGCUCCUGGGCUGGGCCUGAGGUGCACAUUGGCAAGCUCUCAAGGCUCAGCCUGAAGGAAGGGUGAAAUCCAUAUGUUAUCAGCUGCAGCUCCAGAGUAUGUGGAAACAAUGAGAAUAAAAUGUUGGUCUUUGGGCCAUAAUGCGGUU
Coturnix japonica (Japanese quail) is the source of this 1471-nucleotide messenger RNA. It is a transcript of the gene S100B, whose product is annotated as S100 calcium binding protein B. The record is from RefSeq and is a predicted model, not a curated record. Gene Ontology annotation, biological process: positive regulation of canonical NF-kappaB signal transduction; positive regulation of cell population proliferation. Gene Ontology annotation, molecular function: calcium-dependent protein binding; calcium ion binding; zinc ion binding. Gene Ontology annotation, cellular component: nucleus; cytoplasm. NCBI's taxonomy places the organism in Eukaryota, Metazoa, Chordata, Aves, Galliformes, Phasianidae.